AGUUUAGUUUGUCUUUCGACAGGUCACAUGUUCGCCCGCGGACAGUUUUUUAGCCGGGGUCUUGUUGUGUAGUGCUGGUUUAAAACAUUAAAAUUUGGUUUGUUGGUUUUUAUUAUCACUCCGAGACAGAUAUGGAGGCAUCAUUAGCAGCCAAUAUCAUCAGUUUUCUUGGCAAAACAGGUGGAAGAGACAAACUAUACAGGACUUGUCAGUAUGGAAGCAGAUUUGUGUGGUGGUGUGUACAGGAAAGCAAACGUGAUCCAGAAUUGGUGAAGAAGCUGAAGGGUUUAGACUCCCAUCUGAGCACCAGUAGGAAAUUACUCAGAAUUGGAAAAAGUGUUGAGUUUCUACGGGCAGCACAGAAAUCCAUCCAUCGGUCAGACCCCUUUCUCCAGUUCACUAUCACCUUAGCCAAUAUCAACAAGGCCUCCUAUCUACUAAUUGACCACCUCUUGUGGAUGCAUCGGAUAGGUCUAGUCAAAGUCAAUAGUACGUACUACGGUCAUCUAUCAAGUCGAUUCUGGUUGGCCACUCUGCUGCUCAGCCUAAGCACAGACCUAUAUGCCAUACUUGGUGUCCUUGGUACUCUCCUUCAGACUGAUACAACAAAGGUGUCUUUGGACUCUGAGAAAGCCGUGAAGCAGUAUUCCAAUGGCUCUGCCUCAGGGGCAAUUCCCAGUCACGAGACCAAUGGCCACAGAAACCACACGAUGCAUAGGACCUCACUAAAGCAGGUUUUGAUGACACUAUUCCGGUAUCACCUAGGACUCAUUUUGGACACUCUCAAGAACUUAGCAGACUUGUUCCUGCCAUUAUCCUAUCUCGGUCAUAUCAAUAUAUCAUCAGGAUUACAAGGUCUCCUUGGUUUAAUAAGUUCUAUAAUUGGAGUGUUAACUGUAUGGGAUACCAAAUAUCGAUUGGCAAUAUGAACACAUCUCACAGUAUGCUGGGCUCGACACAAGAUUUGUGUAUCUGUAGUAAAGUUAUUCCAACCUGUAUAAGAGCUCAACAGAAUGAUCAAACUUCUUAAUCUUCAGGGUCUAACCUUGAAAUUGAAGUAAUAUUCAAUAUCACAUGAGAACUUUCAUGUCUUUCCUGCAUUUAUGUGCUUGUGAUGUAUAUCUUUCCCACCCAUUUUUGUCUCGCCCAACCAGAGGUGAAGGUGAGACUUGGGGAUCCAAAUGCCGUCCGUCACAAACCUAAUGACACAUAACUCCUCAACCUUUCAACCAAACUUGGAUGGUAGAUGGACCUGCAGU
This is a messenger RNA of Lytechinus variegatus (green sea urchin), 1259 nucleotides long. RefSeq names its product peroxisomal membrane protein 11B-like. The record is from RefSeq and is a predicted model, not a curated record. Bases 132 to 929 code for a protein of 265 amino acids. Gene Ontology annotation, cellular component: peroxisomal membrane. The transcript has 4 exons. NCBI's taxonomy places the organism in Eukaryota, Metazoa, Echinodermata, Echinoidea, Temnopleuroida, Toxopneustidae. Gene Ontology annotation, biological process: peroxisome fission; regulation of peroxisome size.